Molecule: messenger RNA, 523 nt
Organism: Corvus hawaiiensis (hawaiian crow)
Lineage: Eukaryota; Metazoa; Chordata; Aves; Passeriformes; Corvidae
Gene: NDUFB7
Product: NADH:ubiquinone oxidoreductase subunit B7
Exons: 3
Coding region: 85-456 (123 amino acids)
Cellular component (GO): mitochondrion
Source: RefSeq, a predicted model, not a curated record
CCGGCCCGCGGUGUUUCCGCUUCCGCCGCCGUUGCCAGGCCCGGUUCGCGGUGUUCGCGCUGCCCCCGGCGGUCCCGGGCGGCCAUGGGCGCUCACCUGGCGCGGCGCUACCUGUGGGACGCGGAGGCGGAGCCCGACCCGCUGCAGAUGCCGUCGUUCCCCGCCGAUCUGGGGCUGCCGGGGCGCCGGCCCCGCGCCAUGGUGGCCUCGGCGGAGCAGCUGGCGCAGGCCCGGCUGCCCCUGGAGCAGAGGGACUUCUGUGGCCACCACCUGCUGCGGCUGCUGCGCUGCCACCGCGACAACUUCCCCGUGCCCUGGGGCUGCCACGAGCUGCGCCACGCCUGGGACAGCUGCCAGCACCGCGACUACGUGAUGCGCAUGAAGGAGUUCGAGCGCGAGCGGCGCCUGCGGCAGCGCCAGAAGCGGCUGCGGCAGCACCAGGAGGGCGCCGAGUGACGCGGGGGGACGCGGGGACGGCGACACGAGGCCACCCCCGUGCAAUAAAGGCACCGAGUGACACCGA